Messenger RNA from Suillus discolor, 2262 nucleotides. RefSeq lists its product as uncharacterized. Lineage: Eukaryota; Fungi; Basidiomycota; Agaricomycetes; Boletales; Suillaceae. Bases 1 to 2262 code for a protein of 753 amino acids. The record is from RefSeq and is a predicted model, not a curated record. The transcript has 13 exons.
AUGCCUGGAGCCUCGUGGACGACUCACGAACAGACUGUUUGGUUGAAGUCUAAGAUGGAUGGCUUCCGCUUGAGUCAGCUGCAGGGUUCUGUCUCCGCAUACUUGAACCAGUUGUGCUUAGAAUGGUUUGUGAAAUGGCCAGAAGUUGGCAUCCAUUUCAAAGAUAGCACAACUGGGAUACCUCUUACCGAGGCUGAAUUAACAAGUGAUCAAAUAAAAGAAUUAGGUAAACUCGUUAAGCAGCGCAAGGGACAACUGCGCUCUUACUGUUAUCGAGGAGCGUCUUCUGCUGGUAGGGCACGCCACACCCAGUUCACCAAGACCAUCACCAAGUUGAUGGCAACUUCGACUGCUCGGACACGUGGACCUACCGCUGUGGAACAUUUCUUACAAACGGACUACAAGGAAGACUCCUCGAUCAAAGAAGAAGUUGCGGCCCAAGUGGAGAAUGAAGCCAGCAAGGUGAUGGCAGCCCGCGGCGAAGCCUAUGUGAUGCAGAUGGAGGAGCAGGCGAAGGCCGAAUGUCGGCAUCGUGCUGAAAGGGCAAAAUGUGAACUUGAGGGGUUGCGGAAUCCCUCAGACUCUCUCAAACUUCAAUAUAUUGAAGGUUUGGGUGGGGUAGCCGGGCAACUACUAGAGACGAUAUUUGAGACAACUGGUUGGCACGGGAGCAUAUACCUAGGUGGCCCGGAUCCACGUGCAAAUGGGGACGUUCGUGUUUUCAGUUUUCACCAUGGGAAGGGGAGCACUGGGUUCACCUUCCGCGACUCACUUCCCGACCACACCAAACGGAUUGUUGAACCAUUCACCAUGUUUCUGAAGGGCGCAUUUGCUACUAGUGCUACAUCUGCACCACCUGAAGUAUUGGAGCACAUCGACGUUUUCAGUGGGGUCGACACGUUCGAUCCCACUCCUCUUACGUUCGAUCCCACUCCUCUUACGUUCGAUCCCACUCCUCUUACAUUCGAUCCCAUCCCUCCAACAACUUCUGACUCUGUGCCCAUCGUGGAAGGUGGAGGUGUAUCCAUACACCCCGCUGAAAACGAGCUUCGUACAAUGAUUCACCCAACUUCCCAUGGCCCGCAUGAGUAUACAUUCCCCAACAGUUCCUUCGAUUCUGGGUUCUACGAGUCUCUCAACCCUUACCUUAGUUUACCUGAGCCUGAACCUGACACGGAGUCCGGCCUUCCAAUACUCCCUCCCUUCCUUUCUCAGAAUAGCCCAGACACGCCCAUCACUGCAUGGAAGAAGGACUUAGAUGCUGGUAGGAUUACCAGCUUUUCUCCACCUCGUCUUAGCGCCACCUUUGCGCGUGUGGCUUCACAUAGUCCUUCUGGCCGUGGCAAGACAAUACCCCGCGCGCGUCCUGUCACUUUGGGUAAAGCUAAGGCCCCUUCUAUCUAUGAUCACCUCUGUGAUUCAACAUCAACGUCUCCCCGUGCACCUCCGGCAGUCCCAGUAUCGACGGUUCCUAUGGUUCCGGCUGUGCCUGUGCCUGCAACUCGCGGGUCUGCAUCUCCCACCCCACCUCCGUCUGCUUCUGCUACUCUUACAGCUAACACAUCUGCACCUCCUGCCACACCUGCAGCGUCUCCAUUCGCUUCUGCUGCUCCUGCAACUCACGGGUCUGCAACUCCUGCCACACCUGCAGCAGAUGUGCCUCCGUUUGCCUAUCCUCCUACCUCACCUACAGCAGUCGCGCCUGUAGCAGAUGUAUCUCCGUCUGCUUCUCCUCCUACAACCACAAUUGAUUUGGUGCCGAAGGCCCCCGUGUCUAACAUGUCCACGAGCAUCGAAAUGUGCCCUGCCAGCACCACUGUGGACCAGACGACGGAGGAGGUGCAACCAUUUGAUGAUGUACUCAAUCAGUCGUUCCGUCGCGGCAGUCGAAUGCGCCUCCCAUCAACCCAUCUGACGGAUGCUAACAAGAUUGGCGGCACUUCAAAGAGCGUCUUUUUGCAGAUCUCGCAAGUCCGUCGCGUGAAGAAGGCCACUGGUCAAAUGUCACGGCUUGUUUUGGAAUGCGUCAAUCUAAAGAACCAAGGAACAGAAAACCGAAGGGGCUGGGGAUCCUCGCUAAGUAUCAAAAACUGUCCUGUUACUAUCCCUGGAUUAUCUGCCAUCCAACAUGACCUUGCUCUGCAAGGCCAGACGAGCGGAUCAGAAGGCAUGAGAGGCCAGGAUUCAAGUGGUAUUGUUAAAAUCGGAAGCCCGAGUAUGGUGUCAACAAAGAAAGGGAAACCAAUACUCGCUGAGUACUGA